AUGAUGGAUACAUAUUCUGUCUGUGGUGAGGAUGAAGAUUUGAUUGAUAGGGAAUUUCCACCGUGUACUGUAAAUGACCAUGACAGUCUGACAAAGAGUGAUGAACAAAAGCUUCGUAUUUUUGAUCUGGAAAAGGCUAUAGAAGCUAAAUUGAGAGAAAGAAACAACCUACGGGAAAAGUUGCGUUUGCUCACUCGGCAAUCUGAAAGGCUAGAUGCUCUGUUUUCUUUGAAAUUGGAAUCCAAGGAAAGAGAAUUACGGCAUUUUUUGCUUCCCUGCGUUCCACGUUCAAGUACAUGUGACACCGACGCCAAUAAACAAAACAUUACUACAAAUUCUACUAUUAGCUCCACUGUUCGUCCUGUCCCAACUUUAGUUACUGGGUUGACAAAACCUUUAGAUAGUUUACUGGGUCCUACAGUCACUGUAACUCGUGCAGUCAAUCCGAAAGGGGGAGGGCUUUUACCUACUCCAUUUCCUAAUCCGUUACAUGUUGGAAAUAAACUUGCUGCUUACACACGUGGCUUGCCAUUAUCCUCUCAUCAUCCUCAGUCAUCCAAGUCUACAAUGGACAACGAGUUGUCAACAAAAGAAAUUCCAAGUUAUACCAAUGUACUUGUUGAUUCCUCUGUCAAUUUGAUAUUAACUCGCUUACUCCGAGUACAGCGGAAUUUUAAUAAUUUAGUAGCAACUAAUCAGUCUAAACUACAAUCGUUCACUUUCACACAAAACAGUCAAAACGGUAAAAGGAUGAUGAUGCGUAUACGGGUUCUUGAACACGAAAAUGAAGAGCUAGCAAAUGUUAAUCGUGCUGGUCGAACUGCUCGUUUAGAAACAGAAAUCGCAUUACGUCGUGCAUUUGUAAAUGACCUAAAAAAUGCACAUUCAGAUAUGGAGUACUUAGUCGAAGAAGCCGAAAGUGAAACGGAAUUCGUUGGCAACUCUCUAAUAAUGAUGCAACAGAGACUGCAAUUAGGUCGAACUACUGUUGGAUUUUUGGCUGCUGAACUGGGAAAAAUUGAACCUGAGUGUUGUGCACGAAUCUUGGCUUCAGCAGGCAACACUAAUGACAACAAUACAUCUAUUGAAAAUAAAAAGCACGAUAAUUCUAAUCCUGUGUUGCAGCAACAGCCAUAUUCUAGUUCUCAAAAUGAAAACUUGUAUGAUGAUGAACUUAAUUUAAGUUCUGAAGUGGAAAUAAGUCUACCAUCUUCAGAUUCUCCUUUUUCUGAAAGAACCGAAUUGAGAUCUAGUAGCCCUCCGCCAGAUAAUGGAGAGUCCGAUUUAAAUGCCACUGAAACAGUUUGUGAUGAAAAGGAAGCAUUGAACCGUAAACAAACUAUUCACAAAUCAGAAAGAGAAAUUUCAGAAGAUCCUUACAGUUCUACCAAAUCCAAGCGUAGUCGCAUCUCAGGUAAUUAUGAUGUUUCUUCUGAUGGAAAAUCCACGCGUCACUUGGAUUCAUUGUCGUUUUUGCAUACGAAAUUGCCUAGGUCCAAUACAUCUGUUUCAGGUACAGAACGAAAUAGUACGCAUCCUACAGUCCCUGUACGUGAGCCACAACGGACGUUACACUCAAACUGUGAGCAUACUGCUCGGAUUAACCAAACAAAGUCUAAUUCAUCCUCUUCAACAACUGUAGUUGAAUGUGUUCCUACUGAACUUUUGAGACUUUCUAAUUGUAACAGUCAGUUGGCUGUUGUUGUUCCCUCUGGAAAAUCUUGUAUAAAGUCUUUCACAUCAAAUCCCACCAAUGGCUCAUCUACUUAAAAGUUCUUUUUUUAUAGAUCCCUUAAAUGUGAAUUUUUUAUCUGUCUUCCUUUCCUUUGUUUU
This is a messenger RNA of Trichobilharzia szidati, 1833 nucleotides long. Lineage: Eukaryota; Metazoa; Platyhelminthes; Trematoda; Strigeidida; Schistosomatidae. The record is from the annotation of a GenBank genome assembly.